Molecule: messenger RNA, 1545 nt
Organism: Symbiodinium sp. CCMP2592
Lineage: Eukaryota; Dinophyceae; Suessiales; Symbiodiniaceae
Source: the annotation of a GenBank genome assembly
AUGGCUCCGAGCGGCGGCGAGCCGCACGACACGGGCCCUGGUCGCUUUCUCCAGGAUGUGCAUCACGCGAAGCCGCGAAUACCAGGGCCGGAUGCGGAAGAUGUGCUGCCUCAGUGGUCGCUGAAGGACGGUCGCUUGGCGCUGCCUCCGAGCCCGCAGGGGAGGACUCGAGUCAAAACGGCGAGCGACGCAUCGAUGGACAGCCUGUCGCCGCGAAGUCUCGCGCGACCGAUGGUGGCAUCCCAGGCCUUCCAGGCGCUGAUCGACCAGCUCGUGAGCCAGCAUGCCACAGAGCUGGAAGCGCUUCGAGCGGCCUUGUCGAGGAAGGAGGAGUCGCCGGCGCUGUCGCCCACUCUGGUGGGUAUGGAGCGAAUGAUGACGCCGAAGUCGGUGAAUUCGAACCUCAGCUUCCCGGGCCCGUGGCGAAAUAAGCGACUUUCCUCACAGUCCGCGCUCGUGGAUGCGAACACGAUCCUCGAAGCCUGGGAUGAACAGGAACACCUGGAGAUGCGAGACAUCCAGAACCAGACGCGGUUCUCGACCAGUGAGUCGGAUACUCCAACGCGUUCCGAACGCUGCCAAGAUUUCCUCGUCUCGGCUACGUACGAGGGUAUUAUGGCCGGGGUCCUCGUUGCGAACAUGUUGUGGAUGGCCUGGACGGUGCAGGUGCAAGGCGAACAGAUCAACACCCUCACCGACACUUCUUUCGGAGUGGGCAUGGAAAUCUGGAGGGAGAUCUUCUACCUCGGCGACGCCAUCUUCGCCGGCCUCUACAUUGGAGACGCUUGCUUGAGGAUCCUGGGGCUGGGCCGAAGAUUUUGGCGGACCUGCAUGAACUGCCUGGACUUCGUGGUGGCCGGCUUCUGCGUUGUGGAAAUCUUUUGGCUCCUGUCGGCCGACAGUUCCGACGUGAACUUCGACUUUUUCCGCUUGCUGCGCGUCGUCAAGCUGACGAAGGCGCUGCGCAUGUUCAGCGUCGCAGUGGGCCACGCUCCCCUGCAGCUGCUGGUGAAAUGCUUGGAAGCGAGUCGAGGGAUGCUGUUUUGGUCCUUCUGCUUGUUGUCUCUUCUGCAGCUCCUGGCUGGGGUCGUGGUGAGCAUGCUGGCUGCCCCGUACUUGCUAGACGACGGGAACGACCUGCUCAAGCAGGAGGAGGUCUUCCGAUACUACGGGACCUUCUCCCGAACCUUCCUCACCAUGUUCGAGAUCAUGUUUGCCAAUUGGGGGCCGGCCUGUCGCGUGCUCGUCGACAACAUCUCCGAGUGGUUCGCACUCUUCUUCCUGCUCUACCGCCAAGCCCUCGAGAACCGGAUUGCAGCCCGAAACCACAACCAAACCUUCAAACCCGCACCAAGACCCAUGACCAGCGCACCAAAACGACCCCAACUCUCACCAAGAAGUUGCUGCAGUCACCAAGCUUCCAAACCACAGACUUGGCAAGAACAAGCGGAAUACUCGCAGCUGCACAGCGACACAACGGUCGAAUCCUUGACAACUCAGCUCCUUCUCAGCAUGGUGUCGUGGUGUACCAAGACUCACCGCUAG